This is a messenger RNA of Haliotis rubra (blacklip abalone), 1334 nucleotides long. RefSeq lists its product as uncharacterized. Lineage: Eukaryota; Metazoa; Mollusca; Gastropoda; Lepetellida; Haliotidae. The transcript is spliced from 7 exons. The record is from RefSeq and is a predicted model, not a curated record. The coding region runs from base 23 to 1066 and encodes 347 amino acids. Gene Ontology annotation, molecular function: scavenger receptor activity.
CCGGAACUUCAGCAAGGUCAACAUGGCGGCGUUGUACAGAUCUGUGUGCGUAUCGCUGUUUGUGUCCCAGAUCGUUGCAUGUCCUAUUGGAAUGUUUGGUCAAGACUGCGCUUAUACCUGUAACUGCCAAGAGGAUAUUGAUUGUGAAAACACUAAAGGCUGUGAAUGUUCUACUGGAUGGGGCGGGCCUACUUGUCAGCGAGGCAACAUGGCCCUGCAAAGGAAGGUUCAAGCCAGCUCCGAACAACAGUGGUACCUGGGACCCAAGGUCGCCGUGGAUGGGGCUUUGCACAAUAGGUUUGUGACCAGACUAAACUCGUCGGAGCCAGCAUGGGUGAAGAUAAAACUUGAUUCCGAAAUGUAUGCACCCAGAGUCAAGGUUUUUCUAAAUACAGAAUCUCCAUAUAACCCCAAUGGCCUUCAAGUGUAUACCUCGGCAGCCGGCGACGAAUACCCGGGCAAGUUAUGCUACACGCUGACUGGGAACAACACAGAUGUGCUUGAAGUGACUUGCCCCGGUGUGGCGCUGUUUGUUCGUGUGUAUCUCAACACAAUUAACAGCGAUAGUAAAUACAUCGUACUGGAUCUAGCAGAGGUACAAGUCAUAGGGUGCUCUCAUGGAACGUAUGGAACUGACUGUGCUGAAUUCUGUUUCUGUAACGGCCAUCCUUGCCACCCAACCACAGGGCAUUGUUUACAAGAAGGUGUGUUUCAAGAUGUCUCUAUGACGCCAUCCAUGUCCGCAUUCACACAUGCUAAAGUUGCAGGCACUGAAUCAGAAUCCUCUUCCCCAUCCUCCUCGUCUACACAAGCAGGGUUCUUUGGAGGGGCGAUAGGAUUUGGUUUAGCUCUGCUUAUCUGUGCGCUUGUUUGGAUUUCCAAAAGGACAAGACUGUGUCGGCAUCGGACAAGUACUGAGACCGAUCAACAUGAAGACUUUCAUCUUCUAACAAGAUUAGAUGAGGAAACGAGAUACGUUGUUAGCAAUGUGUAUGAAGACCUAAGGCCGUUAGAAUCACCGAUGGAGAUGAACUCUCAAACAGGUCGUAAGGUUUUAGAUACGUAGCUGGAUAGAAGGUAGAGGUGGCGAAAUAGUACGUUCCUAUUAUUUUCAAAUGAACAAUUGACUUACCUUUGCAUGUGUUUAUGACUUGUACCGUCGCUAAAGGCAAGGCAUGUAUACCCUUUUGCAAACACCGUACAUCAAAGCUAUCGGGAAGUUAUGCAGUGGACACUUAUAUGUUUUAUUCAUAUUCGCAAAUGAAUGUAAGCUGUGCAAACAGAAUAUCAUGGUUACACGACAAUACGAGUUGGGAAGGCCUUGAAUGGAAUUA